AUGAUAAGAAAAAUAAAUCUCAAGAACAAACUUCUUUUGAAUCACCAUCGGUCGGUAGGAGCACGACUUGUCGGAGGCGAUCCAAUCAAGAAUAGUAAUAAUCAACAAUUACUUGUCGUUGGAACAAGACAAAAAGCAAGAGUAAUUGAUAGUCUUGAUCUUGAAAAUUUUUUACAUCCAAAAGAAGUUCAUAUUGAUACAGAAAUUGAUGAUCGAAAAUCACCGGGUUUACAACAAAUAUCAAAUAGACGAAGUCCAUUUCGUGAUCCAAGUUCCAACGCUGAACGCAUAGAAGAAUAUUUUACUAAUAGUACAUCAAAAUUCGAAAAUGACAAUGAUGAAGAACAAUUUACAAUACCUGAAUUACCUAGUGGUGAACAAUUAGUUUUAAAUUUAAAAACAACAUGGGGUGAUCGUCAUUAUAUUGGUUUAAAUGCUAUUGAAAUAUUUUCUAGUCAAGGUUAUCCAGUUGUAAUUCGAAAAAUAACAGCAGAUCCAGCAGAUAUAAAUGUCUUACCUGAAUAUGGUAAUGAUCCACGUGUUGUAACUAAUUUAAUUGAUGGAGUUAAUAAAACUCGUGAUGAUAUUCAUAUGUGGCUUGCACCAUUUACACCUGGUGAAAAUCAUUUAAUUUAUAUUACAUUUGAACAUCCAACAAAAAUUGCUAUGAUUAGAAUAUGGAAUUACAAUAAAAAUCGUAUUCAUUCUGUACGUGGUGCUAAAGAUGUUGAAAUAAGUCUUGAUGGUUUUAUGAUAUUUAAAGGUGAAAUAAGUCAAGCUUGUGGUAAUAUUAUAGCUACAAAUGAUCCAUCAGCCUAUGGAGAAACUAUUUUAUUUACAACUGAUGAUGAAAUUCUUGAAAAAAUAUCAAUUCAUGAUGAAAUGUAUGUUGAUCAAGAAACUGCUCAAAAUGAUGAAGAAAAUAUACGAACAAAUGCAAAUCGACCACCAACUGCUGAAACUAAUAUUCGACCAAUGACACGUGCUAUGUUACGACGACCAUUUACAGCUAUUCGUUCAUUAAAUGAAAGUCAAAUAUCAGAAUAUUAUGGAAGAAAAUUAAUUUUGACUAUAACAGAAACAUGGGGUGAUAAACAUUAUUGUGGUUUAACAGGUAUUGAAAUUAUUGAUAUAAAUGAUGUUGAAUGUAUAAUACAAUCAUAUGAUGCACGUCCACGUGAUAUAACUGUUCUACCAGGAAAUGCUAAUGAUGUUCGAACACUUGAUAAAUUAUUUGAUGGUGAAAAUCUUACUUGUGAUAAUCGUCAUAUGUGGUUAUGUCCAUUUCGAAAAAAAGAAAAAGUACGGAUUUUUAUAUCAUUAAAUGGAUCAAAACGAUUACAUGGUUUACGUAUAUGGAAUUAUAAUAAAUCAUUAGAUGAUACAUAUCGAGGAGUUAAACGACUUCAUGUACAAUUAAAUGAUAAGAUUAUUUCACCAAAACAAGGCUUUCUAUUAAGACGUGCACCUGGUCAUUGUUUUUUUGAUUUUGCACAAGAAAUUGUUUUUGCUCAUGCUAAAACCAUACAUGAUAAUUUACAAAAAAAACAAUCGUUGGCUACUAAUCGUGACAUUGAGUCAGAUAUAUCAAUGCCAAAUGGAUUUAUUUAUGAAUUUCAACUACAUUCAACUCAUGGUGAUGCUUAUUAUAUUGGAUUAAAUGGUUUAGAAUUUUAUGAUGAACAUGGUGAAUUUAUUGGUUUAACUGAACAAAAUAUUGCUGCUUAUCCUCAUAGUGUAAAUAGUCUUAAUUCAGGUACAGACAAUGAUAAUGAUGUUCGUACACCAGAUAAAUUAAUUGAUGGUGAAAAUGAUGAAAUUGAUGGUACACAUUGUUGGAUUGCACCUAUUUUAGCUAAUGUUAUAAAUCGAAUAUUUGUUAUUUUUGAUCGACCAACAUCUGUAUCUAUGAUAAAAAUAUGGAAUUAUGCUAAAACUCCUAAUCGUGGUGUUAGAGAAUUUUCUUUACUUGUUGAUGAUUUACUUGUAUGGACAGGUAUAUUAGAUAAAAUAGAUGAAAAACAAGUGCCUUUUAAUACAAUUCUAUUUUCUGAUGAAAGAAUUCUUACUGAACAUGAAAAACAAAGUGUCUUAGAAAAUAAAGGCUCACCAGAUAAUAUUUCCAGUCAAACAUCAAAUAGAGAUCAAACUGUUGAUUAUUCCCAACGUCCAACAACAUCCGUUCCACGUAAUAACAAACGACGCUAA
Rotaria sp. Silwood1 is the source of this 2208-nucleotide messenger RNA. The record is from the annotation of a GenBank genome assembly. Lineage: Eukaryota; Metazoa; Rotifera; Eurotatoria; Philodinida; Philodinidae.